Molecule: messenger RNA, 1290 nt
Organism: Letharia lupina
Lineage: Eukaryota; Fungi; Ascomycota; Lecanoromycetes; Lecanorales; Parmeliaceae
Exons: 7
Coding region: 1-1290 (429 amino acids)
Biological process (GO): protein import into mitochondrial matrix; protein folding
Cellular component (GO): PAM complex, Tim23 associated import motor
Molecular function (GO): protein homodimerization activity; adenyl-nucleotide exchange factor activity; protein-folding chaperone binding
Source: RefSeq, a predicted model, not a curated record
AUGCGGUACAAAGCAACAUUCCAUCCAACGUACAUCCUAGACCCUCAGUCAAACGUCUGGGAUCCUCUGGACUCGGAGAUGAUGCAACGUCUUUCAACACGUAAAUGGGUGUCUAUGGCUGCUGAGCGGGUACUAGAAGUCUCCUCCAAUUCUCUUACGAUUUUCCUGCAGUCUGACCGGACAACAACCUCGAGCUUUCGAAAAGAGUUGAACAUGGGUCCCAGCAAAUUCAAGUUCGCCCUUGAGUACAUUAAUGGGCAGGACCAAAAACAGGACUCCGAGGGCGAAGAAGUAUCGAAUGUGUUUCACGCAGGCACGCCAGGAGCUUUGUCCUUGGAGGAGUUAGAUGAGAAAGUCGACCUUGGUCAGUGGAGUUUAAAACUCGGGCAACGCCUCCUUAAGCUGAAGAACCUAGCUGGCUGGGACGAAAGUCAGACAUCCGAUUCGGCGUCAAUUAAAGGGAUCGCGGCAGAGCUAGCUGCUUGUAUUGGGCCGGAAUUGGUCCAAAAGACAGCGCUCCAUUUUGGACGUGCGCAGUCUCUUCGCCAACCCAUAGUAAACGCGAUUGCCAGGAACCGUCUACUCAUUCUGCUUGGAGCACCACCAGUGGCCACAGGACGUCCACCACUUGUCCAUAGACAGCCAUAUGCUAUUCAGCCUCCUUCCAAAAGCCAUAGCCUUUGCCCGGAGAGGAUAGUUGCAAGAUAUUAUUCCUCAACAGACACGCCCAAAGAUGGUGCCAGCUCCGAUGCUACAGCGGCGGCGGAGGUCUCACACUCAGAGAUCAAGGACAACGAUCCGGUUAAAAAAGAACUCGAAUCAAAGAGUAAAGAGAUCAUUGAUUUAAAGGACAAGUAUCUCCGCUCGGUAGCAGACUUCCGCAACCUUCAAGAACGCACAAAGCGCGACGUUCAAUCAGCCCGCGACUUCGCCAUCUCCCGUUUUGCUCAAGACCUGGUCGAGAGCGUCGAUAACCUUGACCGAGCGCUCGGCACCGUGCCUUCAGAGAAAUUGGGGCAAGCUGAGAGUAACAAAGAGCUGGUGCAUCUGUAUGACGGGUUGAGGAUGACAGAGACAAUAUUGAUGCAAACGCUCAAGAAGCAUGGACUUGAGAGAUUCGACCCGAGCGAGAAUGGGGAACAAUUCGAUCCGAAUUUGCACGAGGCUACGUUCCAAACGCCGGUGGAGGGGAAGGAUAAUGGGAGUGUCUUUAUGACGCAACAAAAGGGCUUCAUGCUGAACGGCAGAGUCAUAAGGGCUGCUAAGGUUGGAGUGGUAAAAAAUGGCUGA